Arvicanthis niloticus (Nile rat) is the source of this 2092-nucleotide messenger RNA. RefSeq names its product solute carrier family 66 member 2 (gene Slc66a2). Gene Ontology annotation, cellular component: endosome; trans-Golgi network. Lineage: Eukaryota; Metazoa; Chordata; Mammalia; Rodentia; Muridae. Gene Ontology annotation, biological process: phospholipid translocation; retrograde transport, endosome to Golgi. The record is from RefSeq and is a predicted model, not a curated record.
GAGGGUGGGGGUGUGUGCUAAACGGGAGCACCUCCUUCGCCUUCACCCAGUCUUGCAAUAGCGUCCUUGUGUUUAUUCAUCUUCCUGUUGCUUCCUGGUAUUGAGCCUUGAAUGUGUUGAUUCAGGAAGUGGCUAGGGGGGCUGUGGGCUCCGCUGGAGGAUAAGCGCUUCCUGUCGUUUCCAGGCCCCUGGAUAAUCAAGGUUGUUUGGAAUUUAUCUUAGGUCGGGACGGUGGCUGACUGCGCAGGAUAGCGGCGGCCAUGUGGAGGUGACAGUCAGCUUGAGGACUCAGAGAGCCCAAAGGAGCUUGGCCCAGGUGGACAUCUCUGGCUGGCAGCGCGGCCUCGGUGCUGGCGAUGGAAGCGGAAGGCUUGGAUUGGCUUCUGGUCCCGCUGCACCAGCUGGUUUCCUGGGUGGCCGCUGGGGCCAUGGUCUUCGGAGGGGUGGUACCGUACAUACCCCAAUACAGGGACAUCCGGAGGACUCAGAACGCCGAUGGUUUCUCCACCCACGUGUGCCUGGUGCUAUUGGUGGCCAAUAUUUUACGGAUACUCUUCUGGUUCGGAAGGCACUUCGAGUCCCCGCUGCUGUGGCAGAGCGUAGUCAUGAUCCUUACGAUGCUGCUGAUGCUGAAACUCUGCACCGAGGUCCGCGUGGCCAACGAGCUGAACAUCAAGCGCCGCUCCUUUGCAGCCACAGACAGUAAGGACGAAGAACUCAGAGUUCCCCCCAGGCGGCCCUACCUGGACUUUGAUCCUCAUCAUUUCUGGCACUGGAGCAGCUUUGCAGACUAUGUGCAGUGUGUCCUGGCCUUCACAGGUGUGGCGGGCUAUAUCACCUACCUGUCCAUCGACUCGGCUCUGUUUGUGGAGACAUUGGGCUUCCUGGCCGUGCUGACGGAAGCCAUGCUGGGUGUGCCACAGCUGUAUCGAAACUACCGCCACCGCUCCACGGAAGGCAUGAGCCUCAAGAUGGUGCUCAUGUGGACGAGUGGUGACACCUUCAAGACAGCCUACUUCUUGCUCAACGGUGCACCUCUUCAGUUCUCAGUCUGUGGGCUACUACAGGUCAUGGUGGACCUGGCCAUCCUGGGGCAGGCCUAUGCCUUUGCUCACCACCCCCAGAAGCCAGCAGCCCAUGCAGUGCACCCUGCCAGUGCCAAGGCUCUCUGAGGAAUCUAGGGAGGGCAAGGACACGUGACCGACCAGCCGUGGGUGCUGAGUCCCAGUCUAUGCUUCUGCACCAGGGAGACUGGCCCUGUGCACUCCACAGAUGGGCCAGGUGUAGGCAGAGAUUAACUUGAGUGCUGUGUCCCCAUCAGCCUUCUGGUGGGGGACUCAGGGUCAGGGUCAGUGGAGCUAGGGCUGGCUCUGUGGUGUUUUCAAGGUGAUUGAAAAGGCAGGUGUCUUUUCUUACCUCCUCCAGAAAAACUCUGGGCUGAUCCUGAAAUAGGUUCAUGCCACUAAGUGAGAUGGCAGACAGGGGCAAGCAGCUAAGUUCCUUCCUCUCAGCCAUCUCUCAGUGAGCCUCUGGUCUCCUAGCAGAGCCUGUGGCAUUCUAGAUAGUAUGUAGUCAUGGCUGCAGGCAGCUUGUCUGUCCUUAAGUUCUGCCCUGUCCUGCCCUAGUAUGCCACGGGUAUGUCUACUGCACCUCGGGGAGAUAGAGGCUGCUGGCCUGACACUGGUCACUGUAUUUUGCUCCUCUCUGAGCUCAUCAUGAGAUCAUGGUGUGCUUGGCAGCAUUGUGCUGACCUGGCUGGCUCCUGGGUCCAGAAUGUUCUAGAUGCUUCUAUAUAACAGUAUCUUCCCUUCUGCUGGGCAGAAGAACUUCUUGUGCACACGAUGAUGCCAUCCGGUUAGCACAAUAGCUCUGACAGUCAUGGUGGCUCACCAGAUGGCCAAAGAGUCCACACUGUGCCACCUUCAAGCUUCCCUUGGAUAAUUUAAGUGUGUGAGCAAGAUUCUUGCUUACUCUCUGGCCUGUAAGAUGCUUGUAAGAUGUUUAUUUUUUAAAAAUGAAGGGAGAGAUGUCUGUAGUGGUAAUUACCUCCAAAAUAAAUGCCAUCGAUGGCAGCCCCAGCUGCUGAAUAAAC